Messenger RNA from Trichophyton verrucosum HKI 0517, 1095 nucleotides. RefSeq lists its product as uncharacterized. The record is from RefSeq and is a predicted model, not a curated record. Bases 1 to 1095 code for a protein of 364 amino acids. NCBI's taxonomy places the organism in Eukaryota, Fungi, Ascomycota, Eurotiomycetes, Onygenales, Arthrodermataceae. The transcript has 6 exons.
AUGAAACACUGCACGGGAAGUGAGGCUUUGAUGGCAAAGCAUCUCAGCUCACAGGCCUGUGGUAUCAUCACAAAACCGCGAUACGCCGAAGUAGAUGCGGGCACGCUUAUCCCUUUCCUAUUUGCUAGUUUCUUCUUCUCAGUUAGGAUCACAUCUAAGGCGAUGCAUCUGGGAGGUGGAUGGGGUGCUGACGACUAUACCAUAUCUGUGGCAUAUGAUAGAGUGCUAACCACCUAUCUAGUGAUCCAUUAUGGCUUUGGCAAAAACAUAUGGGACGUUAUUCCACAAGAAGAUUUAACAAUAGCAUUCAAGGUCUUCUUCGCAUACGUCUUGGUAUAUAAGUCUCUGAUAUCCCUCGCAAAGAUAUCUGUCGGUUUCUUCCUGCUGCGAAUCUUCAGGUCAACUCCUUUCCGUUACGCUACAUAUAGUAUUAUUGCACUCAAUGCGGCAAUUGGAAUUACAUGGAUACUAGUUGAUGCUUUCCACUGUGUCCCCGUCCAUCUAGCGUGGACCUCAUGGAAGAUGGAGGAGACAGGCACUUGCAUCAACUUCAUGACCUCAACCUAUGUCAACGGGUUUGUCAAUAUCGCUGUUGACACUGUCAUGGUAACGAUGCCAAUAUACGAGGUCGUCAAGCUGAAACUAUCCCGCCGCAAGAAGGUAGGGGUUGCAGUGAUGUUCGGAAUGGGUCUACUAUUGACGGCCAUUGGAAUUGCACGAGUGAUUAUCCUGUUCCAGCAUGAUCCCACUACAAAUCCUACCUAUGAAAUGGCACCGCUAAACUACUGGUCCAUGAUCGAAUGCCAGAUAGCUAUUGUCUGCGCGUGCCUACCUGCCAUACGGACACUGCUCAUCCACUACGUUCCCGAAGUAUUUGGCCAAACCACGGAGGCUGCGUCUCAAAAACGACUGAAUGCUUCUUCUACUGGCAACUCCAAGGGAGAGGAGUAUACCUCCAACUCCACCUUGGUUGAAUCCGGGGAUGGCUACAUUUCCAAAACCAUUUCAUAUUCGGUGAACACUACGAUAAAAUCCGAGAACAGCCCGACGGAGCCAUCCAUAAAUCUUGUCCAGGUUGAUCGAAGAAGAGUAUGA